Fraxinus pennsylvanica is the source of this 450-nucleotide messenger RNA. The record is from the annotation of a GenBank genome assembly. Lineage: Eukaryota; Viridiplantae; Streptophyta; Magnoliopsida; Lamiales; Oleaceae.
AUGGUCACUUCCUAUGUUCCAUUGCAAUGGCUAGACAUUCACUUGGGGUAUUGCUCGCCAAGGACGCACCAACUUGUACAUAUGCAAGAUGACAGCCGAAGAAAUGUAGAAAAGUAUAGCUUCAACCAAAGUGACACACGUGCUAUGCCUACUGUUUCAAACAUCCUCGUUGAUGCCAAGUCACACGAACAAAUCCAAAUAACUACUUUUCUGUUAAUACUCACCGGUUGUGCUCCAUCACUGGCAUCCCUUCUUGAGAAGAUUGAAAAAAUUGUAUUUCCUAUGGAGCAUGCCUAUGGCAUAACCAAAGCCAAUGGACGUGCAAUGGUGUGCGAGUGGAAGAGGGAAAACGAGUUGCCUAGGGAGGCACAGGUGAAGCUCAAAGCUACGCAAGAAAUCAGUGUAUUGACAGUAGUGGAUGCAGAUGUAAAGGACCUAAAGACAAUGUAA